This is a messenger RNA of Paracoccidioides lutzii Pb01, 762 nucleotides long. RefSeq lists its product as hypothetical. The record is from RefSeq and is a predicted model, not a curated record. The coding region runs from base 1 to 762 and encodes 253 amino acids. The transcript has a single exon.
AUGUUGGAACCCACAUUUCAGCCGCCGCGCCAUCUCUCUUUCCCCCAGACAGUUCCAAGUCUGCGACAGUGCUACAUGAAGGGGCGGGAAUGGGAAGCCGCUUUGGCCCUUUGCGAGCUUUCCCUCGUUUAUCGCCAGGACGCAAACAACAGGACCACAGCAGUUGGCAGGCGCAACAGCUACCCGCUAGACUCCACAGAUGAUGCGCCUCUAGCGGCUCUGCCUUCACCUGCGGUGGACUAUCCCAGCGAUACCGACUCUGAGCUUCACCAAACGUCUUGCACGCUCUUACAUCUUGCGCGCAACGAUUCCUCCGACACUAUACCGUUGGACCCGGACUCUCCAGAAGCGGCAGAUGCCUCGCAAAUCAGAUCUCUGGAACAUAGCUCCCACAACAUAGCGGCGCAACCUCUCCCUCAGGAUUCAUCCGAAGAUCCUCAAACACCAUACGCACCCGUUCCCAACAGCGUCAAUUCCACCGUACAUGCACAAGAAUGUGGCGACCAAGGGAGUGAGAUUUCGUUCGGAACAGUGGUCCUUCGCCUUAAUGCCCCUGCCAAGCUUAAGAGUAGCGUAUCAGCUUGCAAGCGUGCAUCACCACCAACUCCAGAACCAACAAGGAGAUCCACAAGGAAACGGAAGGAAAGCCGCCUCAUGAUCGAGUCUCGGGAAUCGCAAGCCCUGGAGGAUUCAUCCAGAGCAUUACCAAAAAAUCUAAGGUCCCAUCCAUGUAAACAUGCCUCCGUCGCCGCCUUUUGCUAA